GUUACUGAUCUGGGACUUUGACAACCAGCUAGGGUAAGAAGGUUCAGGAUUCUGGAGAACUAGCCUAAAGCCUCAAAAUAUUACUUAACCUGGACGGAGAAGUCACUUGUUUGCUUCGGGCAAUUCAAAGACACGCAAACUCAGGAUCAUCUGCACAGCACCGGGUGGAAGUGUUACUCCAAACUCUAGAAAAUCAAAUCUGUUGCAACGCUGCCUCAAGCAAAGAAUGAGGUUACUACACCUGCUACUGGUGGGCUUCAGCCUGGGUUUUCCAGGAGCAGGGGGCUUUGUGACCCAUGUGGAGAGUGGCUGUAUGCUGGAUGAAGAAGGAUCAGCAAAGGACUUCACAUAUUGUAUCUCCUUCAACAAGGAUGUGUUGACCUGCUGGGACUCGGAGACUAACAAGAUGGUCACUGUCGAUUUUGGAAUACUGCAUCAAUUGGCUGAGGAGAUUUCUGUUGCCCUUAAUAACGAUAGUGCUCUGAUGGACCGCCUGAGCAAAGGAUUCCAGGACUGUGCCAGUCACACAAAGCCCUUCUGGGGCUCGUUGACCCAAAGGACGCGGCCACCAUCAGUGCAAAUAGCUCAGACCACACCAUUUAACACAAGGGAGCCAGUGAUGCUGGCCUGUUAUGUAUGGGGCUUCUAUCCUGCUGAUGUGGCUGUUUCAUGGCUGAAGAAUGGGCAGCCUAUUCCAGACAGUGGCAUCCAGAGGGCUGUACAAUCCAAUGGGGACUGGACUUAUCAGACACGAUCCUACUUGGCCCUUACUCCCUCUAGUGGGGAUAUUUAUACUUGCCAUGUAGAGCACAGUGGGACUUCCCAGAGCAUCUUACAGACCUGGACACCUGGCCUCUCUCUGAAGCAGACAGUGAAGAUCUCUGUAUCUGUGCUGACUCUAUGCCUUGGUCUCGUCGUCUUCUUCCUUGGCCUGGUUGCCUGCCGAAAAGCUGGCUCCUCUGACUACACUCCUCUCUCGGGGUCCAAUUAUCCUGAAGGUAGAAACUUCUUGUAAAGGCUGAUGCGCUGCGGCCUCGGCUCAGUGGGUAGAGUGCUGGGCCUGCUAUCAAGAAGACCUGAAUUCAAAUGCGGCCUCAGACACGUGCUGCAUGAGCCUGGGCAAACCCCGUGACAUGUCUGCCUCAGUUUCCUUAUCUGUAAAAUGGGGCUAAUAACAGCACCUACUUCCCAGGGUUGUUGUGAGGAUGAAACGAGAAUAAUUGUAAAGUGCUUGGCACAUAGUGGGCAUCAUAGAAAUAUUAGGCAUUUUUUUUGUCCUUUCCAAUUAGGAAUAAGACCUCAGCUCUUGUUGGUUACCAACUAACUCCCAUACGCACUUCCUAUACCCUUCUCCUUACUCCCCAAAAUGCCUCCUCCCUAAUUAAUGUCAUCCUUUUCUUGGGUUCUGUUCACUUUUCCCUUAGACACCUUGCCAAACCAUUCCUCCUCGUUUUGGGCUACUCAGGGGAAACUCCCCCUUGAGGCUGUCUGAAAACAGGAGGUGGGGUAGAAAGUACCUGUCCGUAAGGUUUAAAGGAAGGAAAAGGGACACCAUUUUGACUCCUAUUUUACAAUUGGGGAUACUGAGUCAGUAAGUAAUCUCUGUGGAAUAAAUCUUAGAGCUCUUUGUGUCUAA
Molecule: messenger RNA, 1636 nt
Organism: Trichosurus vulpecula (common brushtail)
Lineage: Eukaryota; Metazoa; Chordata; Mammalia; Diprotodontia; Phalangeridae
Product: HLA class II histocompatibility antigen, DM beta chain
Exons: 6
Coding region: 227-1015 (262 amino acids)
Biological process (GO): immunoglobulin production involved in immunoglobulin-mediated immune response; immune response; peptide antigen assembly with MHC class II protein complex
Cellular component (GO): MHC class II protein complex; late endosome membrane; lysosomal membrane
Molecular function (GO): MHC class II protein complex binding
Source: RefSeq, a predicted model, not a curated record